This is a messenger RNA of Biomphalaria glabrata, 2868 nucleotides long. RefSeq names its product zinc finger protein 708-like. The record is from RefSeq and is a predicted model, not a curated record. The coding region runs from base 287 to 2365 and encodes 692 amino acids. Gene Ontology annotation, biological process: regulation of DNA-templated transcription. NCBI's taxonomy places the organism in Eukaryota, Metazoa, Mollusca, Gastropoda, Planorbidae. The transcript has 3 exons. Gene Ontology annotation, molecular function: DNA-binding transcription factor activity, RNA polymerase II-specific; RNA polymerase II cis-regulatory region sequence-specific DNA binding.
UUUGUUUUCAAAGUUUCCGGUCGUUUAUAUUCACAUUUUUCCUUUUCAAUUUCCAAAUAAUUCUUGAAUAUGAGCUGUACUAGAAUGCAGUCAAAGCCAAACAAAUGGAAGCAAGAUAAUGCUCAAUCGCAUUUAUUGUCUAGUGAGUGUGAGACUGUUAUGUGACCAUAAACCAAUCUGUCCUUAACAAGAAGUAACUGGGUCAUCAAAGGCAUGAGUAAAUGUAAGAGAGAGAACAAAAACAUCUGUUUGCUGAUGGAGCCAGACUUGAGAACUUUGAAAUAAGAUGGAGGCCGAGGUUGAGCAGCUGCCUGAAGGAGAUGAUCUUGUUCGUGAGAUCAGAGAGAAGUAUUUUAAAAUCAAGUUGAAGCAUGACAUAUUGAAGAAGAAGUAUGAAGAGAUCAGGAGAGAGUACUGUGAUGUUAGGAAGGAGCUUGACAUUGUCCUAGAAGAGCUGGACAAGCAUGAAUCAGGUAUCAUUCAAAGAAAGAAUUCAGCUGUUUUAAGUCACAUUCGCAAUGGAGUCAAACCCAAUUCUUUACCUAAUGAUGAUCUAGAGAAGCAUACAUUCAAUAAUGUUUUGAUUAAACGUGAAGUUAAUGAAAAUGAAGAGACGGCUUAUUCUUCUGAUGAGCGCCACUACAUCAUGACUCUCAACCCUAAUAUUUCUUGUGAUGACAUCAGCAAUGAAUUUGGGGAUACAGUAGUAAAAGUGAAUGUUAAUGGCAGACUUAAGAAAAGGUCUAGAGAUUUUUACAAGCGUCACAAUGAGUUCAUGCAAAACAGUUGUCAUAAAGACCUGGCAAAUGACCACCAGGUUUCUCCCUACCCUAACAUUUCCCCUGUCCAGUGUUAUUAUAGUGGAGAUAAUCCUAAAUCAGAAAUUAUUGAUGGUGAUGUAAUUGGUGAGGAUAGUUGGGCACUUGGCAGCUGUGGUUUGACACACACUCCAGACUCGUUUAAGGACUGUAAAAUUUGUUCAGUAGAUACACAGUCAGAUGACAACAUUUCUCACUCAUUACUGCACCUUUAUGGUGACCUGUCAUCUACACCUGGAACUUGGCGCAAACGUAAAAAGCUUUCAACACAGCCUUACAAAUGUGAAAUUUGUGGCAAUUAUUUUGCAGGUACCUAUAAUUACAACCGUCAUAAGCUCAUUCAUACUGGGGAAAAACCAUUUAAGUGUGAUCUUUGUGACAAGACAUUUAACAGGAAAGAUAAAUACAAAGUGCACAUUAGGUCACAUCAUGAGACCACAAACCUUAACAAUUACCUGAAUGAUCAAUCUGUUCAACCUGAUAACUCUGUUACCAUUGAUCCUAGCCUUAUCAAAAUUGAACCUGUUGAUGAAAUGUCAGCAGCAAUUAUCAAUGGUUCCCUCUUGCCCAGUGUUAAAACAGGCAAGAAGAAAAUCAAUAACAUUACCUUCGAAUGUGAUAUUUGUUAUAAGAAAGUCCAAGGCUCUUUGAGUCUUAUCCGACACAAGGAGAGACAUGCUGCCAAAAAGCCUAAAGAAUGUGAUGUGUGUGGGAAAGUGUUCAUCAAGACAUACAGUUUUAACAGGCACAGAAUGUUACACACUGGGGAGAAGCCCUUCAUUUGCAACCUGUGUGGGGAGGGCUUUUCCAGAAAUGAUAAGCUUCUGGUUCACACUAGGAAGCACAAACGAUAUUCCCCAGAUAAAAUGAAGUUCAAGUGUGAUGUCUGUGAUCUAUUUUUCUCAGAGUCCGAGCAUGUGACCAAACACCAGUCCAUGCACAAUGGUGAAGAGUGGUUCACUUGUGAUAUUUGUUUCAAAAGUUUCAAGCUUGAGUUGGACCUCAUUGUGCACAGAAGAAGCAGACAUAUAAUUAGGGAUGAAACUAAAAAAAGGAAUGAUAGUUUUUCUCAGUUGAUUGAAACCUAUGCCAAAUCAAAAGUCCCAUAUAUCUGUAAGAAGCAACACAAGUGCAAUGAUUGCGGGAAGGGGUUUGCCGAUAGAUUUCGUCUGGCUAGACAUAAAAGGGCACACACAAGUGGGAAAUCCCACAAGUGUUUAGAGUGUGGGAAAGAAUUUUUAGAAAAGUUUGUGCUGAACAGGCAUGAGAAAACACACAGCAAAGACAAGCCUCACAAGUGUGAGGUUUGUGGUAAGAAUUUUCUAGAAAAGUCCAAGUUAAUGAGGCAUAAAAAGAUCCAUGAUAAUGUUAGGCCAUUCCAAUGUGGAGACUGUGGCAAAGCCUUUAUAGAGAAGCACAGGCUAGUGAACCACCAGAGAAUCCACGCCACUACCAAGUGUAACUUAUGUGAUGAAUACUUUACAGAUCCUGAUGCCUAUCGUGAUCACCAGCUUCUUCAUAAUGAAGACAAAUUAAUUUUCACUUGAUAGAUAUUUGUUAUUUAGGCACUGUUGACUUGGUGAUUUUUUUUUAUUUUUUUUUUUACAUACUGUUGAUUUGACGAAUGUUUGGUUUCGUUGGCAAUGUUACAUUGAAGAAUUUUUUGAUUAAUGCACUGUUGACAAUGAGUGUUGUGUUCGUAUGCAAUUCUGAUCUAUAUGUUGAUUCUAAUUAUAACGUUCAUUUAUUAAAAUGCAAAAAAAAAUAUUAUUCUAUUAAUAUAUUCUAUUUAAUAAACUUAUAAGAAUAGCAAUUAUCAUAAACGACUUUCUAUUUUGUCACUGUAUAAAUGUAUAUCUAAACAGGACCAACAAAAAAAUGUAAAUAAUGUAUCAACCUUUUCUACUCUAGCACUACUUGGUUGCAUGGUUACUUUGCUCUAGCAAGAGUUGACUUGUGUUAUGUGCUGCAUGCAUUAUUGUCAUGUACUUUGUCACUCUUGACCAGGGCAAAGAUUGUUUUGUGUUGAUAAUAAAUCAUGCAUUAUCUA